Messenger RNA from Caenorhabditis angaria, 1273 nucleotides. The record is from the annotation of a GenBank genome assembly. Lineage: Eukaryota; Metazoa; Nematoda; Chromadorea; Rhabditida; Rhabditidae.
AUGGAAGAGGAAGAAGGUGCUAAAGGCGAAUAUUUGAGAGAUAUUCAGAAAUUAUUGAUUCCACUUCAAAUUUUGCCGAUUUUAAUUGGACUUUGCAUAAAUGAUGAUGUUUUUAAGUUCUCGUAAGUUCCAAAAGGCUUUCAAAUUCCAAUUGUUUUUUUUUCAGAAUUAUUUUCGGCUGGAAAAUGGUGCUUUUAUCAAGUUGUUUAUUGAUUUUCAUGUGUUUGUCAGUGGUCGCAAAUUUUAUGGCAAAAAGUUUUGGAAUCGGGUUUCAAGGAGUUUCAUUGAUCGGGCUAAUAGGUAUGAGGAAGGAAAAAUAAAUAAUCUUUAAAUUUUUUAUAAAAAGGUCUUGGUUGCUUUUGCCAUUUCAGCACAGUUUUACAAGAAAACAACGAUAUCACUCAGAAUUUUUUGGAUAUUUUGAAAGAGGAUAAGAAUUAUGAAAUGACUGUGAGUUUCUAAAUCGAAUUUUUGUUUCUGUACAUGAUUUUUUCAGACUAUUCAUAAAUUUCAACAAAAAUUCAAAUGUUGUGGAGUGCCAUUGCCUCAGAAUUUCACCUGGAAUGGUAAAUUUGCAUUUUAAAUUUAAAAUUUUUUUGAAAAAAAGUUUCAGAAUCUACAAUCGAUACUUCAAAUCCCUUUUCGUCUUGGUAUUAUAAUUUGAUAGCUGAUGAAAAUUUUGUUGCAGAAACCAGGUUUUUGUUAAAUUUCAAAAUUUUCAUAUCCAAUAAAUCAAAUUAAAAAUUCAGGCCAAUUAUGACACUUCCAUGGUCUUGUUGUAAAGAAACAAUCAAUUGCGAUCAUUUAUUUUUUGAAAGAGUUACAACGAAAAAAUGGGAAAAUCCGAAUAUUCCAUUCACUGUUUCACUUGGAAUUCAAUUAGCUGACAAACUUUUGGUUCGUUUUUUAUUUUGAAAUUUUCAGUUCAAUUCUAUUUUUUCAGAAUUUCUCGACGGUUGACAAAUCAAUGCGAACAAUAUUUCAAGAAUCGUGUGAAGUCUCGGGAAAUCUGGAAACUGUGAAAAUUCAAAAAUACAUGUCCUAUAUACUUUUUGGAGAUGGUUGGUUUGAAAUUUUUUUUUUGAAUUUUCGUGUGGCAAAAUUUCGAGAUUCGAGAUUUCUUGCUGAAAGUCCACGUGGCAAAUUUUUUAAAUUCAAAAUUUCGUGCCAAAAAUCCACGUGGCAAAAUUUUAGAAACCCAAAUUUGUUUUCAGGUGUCAUAACUCUCGCUUGCCUUGUCUGUAACAUAUUAAUUUUUGUUCUGAACCGAUGA